Messenger RNA from Moneuplotes crassus, 1320 nucleotides. NCBI's taxonomy places the organism in Eukaryota, Ciliophora, Spirotrichea, Euplotida, Euplotidae. The record is from the annotation of a GenBank genome assembly.
AUGUCUUCUAUGGCCAGAGUAAUCAGCGAAGGAUCUCAAAUCGUUGAUUACUUCGAAGAAGAGAGAGAAAGUAUCGAGAGACAGAGAAUCAAGCUACUUGCAAAAGAACCUAUAGAUCCUGAGAUUUUCAAGGAAGGGCUUUACUGACUUGGAAAGACUACUAAUAAUGUUUCAUACGCCUACCUUGCAAUGAAUAUUUCAGAGAAAGAUUUGAGCAGCAUUGUAGGAAUUGAAAGCUAUAUCUACAUCCAAACUUUAAAUAUUUCAAAUAACAACUUGAUUCAUCUGAAGGCCCUCUCAUCUCUUAAGCAUCUUAUCAGACUUGACGCUUGCAAUAAUAGUAUUAGGAGGAUGUUUGAUUUUGAUCCUCCAGCUAAUUUGGAAUCUGUAAACUACUCAAACAACUGCAUUGAUGAAAUGGAUAACUGUGAGAAACAUAAAUACCUCAGAACUUUGAUUCUUGACAACAAUAAUAUAUCUGAAAUCAAAGGUCUUACUCAGAAUAAGUACUUAAGAAUGUUAAGCUUAAACAACAACAAUAUUGAUAUUAUCGAGAAUCUUGCAGGUCUCAGUAUUGAUGAACUCUUUCUUGCAGACAACAACAUUAAGGUGAUCAACGGGUUGGAUGAGCUGCCUCUUCUUAGAAGACUUGACCUCUCAAAGAACAAUAUUAACAAACUUAGAGGACUUGAAGAGAUAUAUAGACUGAAGUUUUUGUUCCUUUGUCAUAAUAACAUUUCAAAAAUCUCAGAGCUGUCCAUGAUCGAGAACCUCCAAGAGUUGACCGAACUGGAUCUUUGCUUUAACCCUCUCCAGAAUAGAAAAUACUACAGACUUCAAGUUUUGUUCAGAAUUCCUCAACUAAGAGAUCUUGAUGGAAGUGAUGUCACUUGUGAAGAGAAGAUCAAGGCAGAGAACCUUCAUGGGCUAGAUCUAAACGAUAGAGAGACAAUCUUCAAGUCAAUUCUUCCAGAAGAGAAAUUUGAAGAUAGAAGGAUCAAUAAGAUCGAAGAUAUCGAGCCUGAAUCAGAAAGUGAUCCUGAAGAGGUUGAAUUUAUUGAGACUUAUGAAGAUAAGAAAUCACAGAUAAGUCAAGUAGAGAUGUCUAGUGUGGCUUCAAGAACACUUAAUGAGAUAGUUAGCAAGCGAGAAUCUUUACAGAGUAUGGGAUCAAGAAUGUCAACACAAAGAGCUCAUCUUAGAUCUAAUGGUGGUGUGAGCAAUGACCCAAUGGCUGCAAGUCUCAGCAACUUCACAAAGAAUUAUGUUGGAGAAUUGCUUGACAAAGCCUCUUUCCAAGGAGGUUAUGGAGAAAUUUAG